AUGCUGGCGCUGCUGCUGAGGCACGGCAGGCCCUAUGAUGAACUCCUCAAGCAGAGGGGCGUCGACUUGGCCGCCUCUGGAGCCGCGCCGGUCUUCGGGUCGGUGCCCAGACCGGUAGAGUUUUCCGCGGAGAGGGCGAGAGGGUACAACUGCUUCCGGAGGUGCGUGUUUGUCGUUCACUCCGACGACGAUCUAGGAGCGAUCGCGCUUGGCCUCCUCCGGCACAUGGACGACUCCAGGCUUAGAAGGACGAGACCGCAAGGGUCGUUGUCGUUACUGUCCAUCCACCAGGAAACGCUCAUGAUCUUCGCCGCUUUCGUGCACGAGAACCCUCGAUUUGUGCCAAGGCUGGCGGCCUCGGAGGAGGUUGGGCUGCUGGUGUUGUUGAGCCGGCUGCUCCUGACGCUCAGCGAUAACGAGCGCUUCGUCGCCAUGUUGGUAGACAUGCUGGCCGCGGGUGGUGGUGCGGGAGGGCGGGGAGCAGAGUUCGCAGCCCCGGAUCUAGGUGACGCCCCCGGCACCACCAUGAUAGAGGUGGUCCUGUCGCUGUGCGUGUACGCGCUCGCCCGGGCGGGAACGGGUGGUGCGGUGGUGGCUCCUGCACUGGCUGCGGUUGCUCGCAACUUGUGUCCGUUCCUGACGCGAGGCAUGAGGAGACAAACCGCAGAGUCGCUGCUCGAUGCGCUCGAGGUCUAUCUUGUUGGCGGCGGUAGCGAUGGGGGGUUGGUAGAGGAGGAGGGAGGGGAUGGGGGGGCGACGGCUGCGAAUCCGUCUUCUUGGGCGGUGGCCUCGCUCCUGCUGGAGGGGCUGGCGGCGGCUGCGGUUUUCCAUCACGAGGGAGGCGUCGGCAAAGGAGGCGGAAGCGCUGACGUCGGAGCAGUUUUGGUUCGAGUCUCGUGUGCCGUCCUUACCAUGGGAGACCUGCGCGCGCGGGGGGCCGAGGACGGGAACGGGGCCUACGCCCAGCGGGGCGCCGCGGCGGUAGGCGGCGCCGCGGGGUACCUGACCUCCUCCACUCCGCCAGACACCACGGCGGCGGCGGCGGCGGCGGCACCGGGGAGAUCAAACUCGCGAGCCUCGCGAGGGACGGGGGUGUCCGGCGUGUCCCUGGUCGGAGAAGACGGACGGCGCCUCCCCCCGCCCCCCGGUACUCCCGGACCGCCCCCCGGCGGCGGGGUUGUACCGCCGGAGGCGACGGCCUCUGGCAGAGCGGGGGUCGGCGGUGGAGGCGUUGGCGCGGGGAGGGAGAAGGAGGGGGGGGGGGGGGGGGUGGAGGUUCUGACGAGAGUGGCUGCGGUGGAGGAGCCAUGGCAGUCGAUCUACCUGUGGAGCCAGCUGUUCGUCAAGACCACGGCGGACCUGAGGCUGUUUGACUCUCGUGAGGUCAGGCUCUUCGAGAUCAUCGAAGGAGAAACAGGCGACGGCAACCAACGCCACGGCAACGGUGACGACGACAUGGGCACCGAAGUCGAUGAGGAGUUCUACCAAGAGUCGUUUUUCCCCGGGGAAGGGGGCGACGGCGAUUCACCCUCCCCCCCCCGAUCCGAGCCCGCCAGGGGCGGCUCCGUGUUUGGGGGGAGGCGGUCGUCGGGCGGGAGCGGUAGCGACGGUGGUGCUCGCAGCAGUCCGACUGCUGCCGUCGCGGGUGUCCCAGAAGACAACCACGGGGAUGAUUCCUUCGUCUAGCGUUCAUGUUACUCCUGGCGCGCCCGCGGGGGGUGGGGGGGGGGGCAAGGGUGCACAUGGUCGUUCGCGGUAUCGGUCCCACCAAUAGGAAAAAAUCAUGGUGGGAUUAUUAGACGUUGACCGCCGGGCGUGACAGGGGAGGAGGAGGAGAAGCCACAGACCGCUCGCUGUGAAUUAUCAUAUUUGGGUUAUUGUGUUCCGGACUGCUAGGGGGGAUUCUAGUCUUGCACACACACAGCCCGGGGUUUUGUUUUCUGAGCAGGACGACCACAUCAAUCCACGUUUGAUGUAAAUCACGACUGGUUGUUGCGUCCCUGCGGUGCGGGGGGGGGGCAGCGCAGGCGGUACUCGCGCGUGAUGGACGAAUUCGAGGAAGCCUUGCUUCCGGCGGGGGCGGGGACGCAACGUCUCUUUCACGGUGUCCAGGGAGGCGUUGUGCCUGCGCGGGGUUUGAGGGUCGCCAUUUUUGUGGGUGUCUCGCGCGAAGUUCCCGGCCGUAGGU
Messenger RNA from Ectocarpus siliculosus, 2188 nucleotides. The record is from the annotation of a GenBank genome assembly. Lineage: Eukaryota; Phaeophyceae; Ectocarpales; Ectocarpaceae.